Messenger RNA from Saxophila tyrrhenica, 867 nucleotides. RefSeq lists its product as uncharacterized. Gene Ontology annotation, cellular component: nucleus. Bases 1 to 867 code for a protein of 288 amino acids. Gene Ontology annotation, biological process: regulation of transcription by RNA polymerase II. The transcript has 3 exons. The record is from RefSeq and is a predicted model, not a curated record. Lineage: Eukaryota; Fungi; Ascomycota; Dothideomycetes; Mycosphaerellales; Extremaceae.
AUGUCAGGAUAUUACUAUCCCCCCAACACCUCCGCUCCCGAAGACGACGAGUUCGACUUUCAGACGUACCAAACGCACGGUGGACAACCCCAACAGUCAUAUCAGAACUAUACCGGACAGGCAUUUUCGCCAGACCUUCAGCAGACACAGUUCUACCAACCUUACCAGCAGGUCUAUCAGCAGCCGCAGCAGUUUCAACAGCAGUGGGGUUACGCGAACGUUCAGAUGCAACCGCAGAUGCAACCGCAGCCAUGGGUCACUCCGACGGUUCCGUCAAAUGUUCCGUUUCAGAUGCAACAGCAGCAGAACAUGACACCGUUCCCAUCAUACUCGGAGCCUGCGAAUACUGCAGGGGCAUUCUCCUCGCCGGAAAUGACCCCUGCGGGACCGUCGAGAGUGUCACGGGCGUCGACCGGUUAUCUCUCUCCCGGAGAACCUGGCAGAGGCAGAGUGUCCCGGACGACUUCGCUGCAUUCGAAUGCGAGUUCAGGUCGCAGCUUCUCCCAGUCCGAUGUCUCUCGCAGUGCAUCGCCGAGUGCAAGUGAGAUGGCUAAAUGGGGCCACCGCAACGACAAUGGGACUUGGAGGUGUGCAUACCCAGGUUGUACUUCGCGAUCUACUUUCAGCAGGGGCUGUGACCUGCGCAAGCACUACAAGCGGCAUACGAAGUCCCUGUUCUGUCGUCACGAUGGCUGUCCGCAAGCCACUGAGGGCGGCUUCUCGAGCAAGAAGGACCGCGCACGACAUGAAGCGAAGCACGACCCUCAGAUACUUUGUGAGUGGGAGGGUUGCAACCGGCUGUUCAGCAGAGUCGACAACAUGAAAGAUCACGUCAGACGGGUUCACAAGAAGCGACUCGAGCGAUGA